This is a messenger RNA of Danaus chrysippus (African queen), 330 nucleotides long. The record is from the annotation of a GenBank genome assembly. NCBI's taxonomy places the organism in Eukaryota, Metazoa, Arthropoda, Insecta, Lepidoptera, Nymphalidae.
AUGGUUUCUAAAGCAGUACUUGCGUUAGCGGCAUUCUGCCUGGUGCAGUGUUUGGUUGAAGUAGAAAGUUCUUUUAUAAAACCAAAUAAUGUACCGAGGGUUGGGAGAAGUAGUGAAGCUGACGGUCCAUUCGAUCAAAGCAUGAUGGGAUAUGUUAUUAAAACAAUUCCAAGUAAAAAUAUUCCUAGAAUGGGAAGGAGAAAUUACGACUCAGAAAACCGAUUUGAUAUUCCUAAGCUUUAUCAAAUCCCAGACGAAACUAGAGAAUAUUAUGAAGGUAAUGAUUCUAAGUUCACCCAAGAGCAAGAAGAUUUCUUCGGCAGUCAUUAA